AUAAUUUUGCACUUUUGGGGCAAGAAGCAAUUUUAGGCAUGGCUGGUGAUGAGGAUAAUAAUAAUCUACAAGUGCUUAAUGCACUUGAUGUGGCAAAGACUCAACUCUACCAUUUCACAGCAAUUAUUAUUGCUGGAAUGGGAUUCUUCACUGAUGCCUAUGAUCUCUUCAGCAUUUCCCUUGUCACAAAAUUACUAGGGCGUUUAUACUACACUAAACCCGAUCUCUUGAAGCCUGGAACACUCCCUCCGACCGUCUCAUCGUCAGUCACGGGAGUCGCCCUGGUCGGCACCCUAGCCGGUCAGCUUUUCUUCGGUUGGCUUGGAGACAAAAUGGGCCGAAAAAAAGUCUAUGGGAUGACCUUGGUUCUCAUGGUUGUGUGUUCUAUUGCUUCAGGACUCUCCUUUGGAAAUACUCCUAAGGGUGUUAUGGCCACACUCUGUUUCUUCAGAUUUUGGCUUGGAUUUGGCAUUGGUGGGGAUUACCCUUUAUCCGCCACCAUUAUGUCCGAAUAUGCAAACAAGAAGACACGUGGCGCCUUCAUAGCUGCCGUGUUCGCCAUGCAAGGCUUUGGAAUUUUGUUUAGUGGGAUCAUUGCACUUAUUGUGUCGGCUGGAUUUGAUCAUGCUUAUAAGGCCCCAACUUUUGCUGAAAAUGCAGCUUUGUCCACCGUGCCACAAUCCGACUUCAUUUGGCGUAUAAUUCUCAUGUUCGGGGCAUUACCAGCUGGCCUCACUUACUAUUGGCGCAUGAAGAUGCCCGAAACAGCCCGUUACACGGCUCUCGUAGCAAAAGAUGCAAAAAAAGCCGCACGAGACAUGGGUAGGGUACUACAAGUUGAAAUUGAUCCUGAGGAUGCAAAAAUCGAACAAAUGUCUAGGGACGAAACUAAUAAAUUUGGUCUAUUUUCUAUGGAAUUCGUUCGUCGCCACGGGAUGCACCUAUUUGGAACCUGUUCUACAUGGUUUUUGUUGGACAUUGCUUUCUACAGCCAAAAUCUAUUCCAAAAAGAUGUGUUCUCAGCAAUUGGAUGGAUCCCUCCGGCCGCAACAAUGAAUGCUGUUCAGGAAGUUUACAAAAUAUCAAGAGCACAAACCUUGAUUGCGCUAUGUAGUACAGUGCCAGGGUACUGGUUCACCGUGGCGUUCAUUGAUAUAAUUGGAAGGUUCGCAAUCCAAUUGAUCGGAUUCUUCUUCAUGACUGUCUUCAUGUUUGCCAUCGCCCUUCCCUACCAUCAUUGGACAUUGAAGGAGAACCAUAUCGGGUUCGUGGUCAUGUACUCCCUCACAUUCUUUUUCGCGAACUUUGGGCCUAACGCAACCACAUUUGUGGUCCCAGCUGAGAUUUUCCCUGCCAGGCUUCGAUCAACUUGUCAUGGGAUUUCUGCAGCUGCAGGUAAAGCUGGAGCUAUAGUGGGGGUAUACGGGUUCCUGUACGCUGCACAAAAUAAAGAUCCAACGAAAACCGAUGCAGGAUACCCAGCUGGUAUCGGCAUAAAGAACUCUCUCAUUGUUUUAGGGUGUAUCAAUGCUCUUGGAAUGAUUUGUACAUUUUGUGUGCCAGAGCCAAAAGGAAAAUCCCUGGAGGAAGCAUCCCAAGAAACUAUAUCUGGAGAAACAGGAGGUGAUUAAUUGGCUGAAAAUCACUUGUGUUUUGUUUUCCUUUCUUUUCUAUGUAUUUGUUGCUUUACUUUCCACUUUCUUUGUAUUGCCUAAGCUCGUUUGGUGUAAUUUUUAAAUUCUAUUUUUUGUGACCAAGUGUGUAAUUGUAAUUAUUUCACUUCAAUGUGAGGUGAAAAUGGUUUUGCUCUUUAUUUAUAUUACCAAAAUUUGUUUGUAA
Messenger RNA from Lycium ferocissimum, 1839 nucleotides. RefSeq names its product low affinity inorganic phosphate transporter 1-like. NCBI's taxonomy places the organism in Eukaryota, Viridiplantae, Streptophyta, Magnoliopsida, Solanales, Solanaceae. Gene Ontology annotation, molecular function: phosphate transmembrane transporter activity. Gene Ontology annotation, biological process: phosphate ion transport; transmembrane transport. Gene Ontology annotation, cellular component: membrane. The coding region runs from base 39 to 1631 and encodes 530 amino acids. The transcript has a single exon. The record is from RefSeq and is a predicted model, not a curated record.